Molecule: messenger RNA, 789 nt
Organism: Helianthus annuus (common sunflower)
Lineage: Eukaryota; Viridiplantae; Streptophyta; Magnoliopsida; Asterales; Asteraceae
Product: low-temperature-induced cysteine proteinase
Exons: 2
Coding region: 206-775 (189 amino acids)
Cellular component (GO): lysosome
Molecular function (GO): cysteine-type endopeptidase activity
Source: RefSeq, a predicted model, not a curated record
CACCAAACACCCCUCAUAUCUUCAUCCAUCUUCAACCUUCAAGCACAUAAACACUAGCAUUCAUAACCCCUUCAAAGAUGAUUUAAGAUGGUUCAAGCCUUGGAAGCAUACUAGGGAACUUAUACUUGUUCUUGGAAGCUUCAACCUCUUCUAGUUUUCUUUAUCAUCUUCAUUUUGAUCUUCCCUAGCCUAAGUGCUAGUUAUAAUGUCAAAGUGGCUUAAGUUGUGUGGGAUUUGCAACAAGCGCAAAAGCAAUGCAAAGUUGAUUAAACUGGGGUCAAGGAUUUCUAUUCCACGUGAGCAAGAUUUUAGGCAACAUGGAGCACUACCAGAAGUGCAAGAUCAGGGACAUAUACCUACUUGCUGGGCAUUCGGGCCUUUGGCUGCUAUUGAGGCAGCUUACCAACUAAUUACAGGGAAGCUACUAAAAUUUUCAGAACAAGAAAUCGUGAACCACUAUUGGUCAGCAGCGAGCAAACGUGAGAAACGCUUAAUGAGAAACAUAGGAUAUUAUUCUGAGCUAACGUUUGAGUAUCUUAUAAGUAAAGGAAAAAUUUCACUGGCUGCCGAUUACCCGUAUAAAACAGCGUUUGGGAAAUGCAAGAGGCUAGAUGCUAGAAAACUUGUGGAUCCUCUAGUACGAGGGUACAUUCAAGUUCCGAAUGAUGAAGUUGCACUUCAGAUUGCAGUGGCCACUCAACCGGUCACCGUUGCGCUUGAAAUUGAUGAGGUGUACAACAAUUACAAUCCAGAGGUAUAUUCUUACAUUAGUUAGUUGUAUUUAUCUAU